GCAGCUGCCCGGUAGGAAGGACCUGUUCAUCGAGCCCGACCUGAUGAGCCCCCUGGACCGCAUCGCCAACGUCUCCGUCCUGAAGCAGCACGAGGUGGACAAGCUGUACAGGGUGGAGAACCGGCCGGCCCCCAGCGCCAGCGACCAGCUCUGCUUCCUCGUGCGGCCGCGGGUCAGGACGAUGCGGUACAUUGCAGACAUUGUCAAUGCUGACAAGAUGUCAGGGAGGAGCCGGAAAUACAAGAUCAUCUUCAGCCCCCAGAAGUUCUAUGCCUGUGAGAUGGUGUUGGAGGAAGAGGGAGUCUUUGGCGAUGUCACCUGUGAUGAGUGGUCCUUCUACUUGCUUCCCCUGGAUGAAGAUAUCAUCAGUAUGGAGCUGCCUGAGUUCUUCCGGGACUAUUUCUUGGAGGGAGAUCACCGCUGGAUCAACUCAGUUGCUCGAGCCUUGCAGCUGCUGAACUCCCUGUAUGGGCCAUUCAGCAGGGCCUAUGGGAUUGGGAGGUGUGCCAAGAUGAGCUAUGAGCUGUGGCGAGACCUGGAGGAGGAGAGCGAGAGUGAUGGGCAGGGUAGAAAGCCAGAGAUCGGGAACAUCUUCCUUAUGGACAGAGACACAGACUACGUCACAGCGCUGUGCUCGCAGGUGGUGUACGAGGGGCUGGUGGAUGACACCUUCCGUAUCAAGUGUGGGAGUGUGGAUUUUGGGCCAGAAGUCACCUCUUCUGACAAGAGCAUUAAGGUGCUGCUCAAUGCCCAGGACAAAAUCUUCAGCCAGAUUCGGAACGAACACUUCUCCAGUGUGUUUGGCUUCCUGAGCCAGAAGUCCCGCAACCUGCAGGCGCAGUACGAUCGCCGCCAGGGCAUGGACAUCAAGCAGAUGAAGAACUUUGUCUCCCAGGAACUGAAGGGACUAAAACAAGAGCAUCGCCUGUUGAGUCUGCAUAUAGGUGCCUGUGAGUCCAUCAUGAAAAAGAAAACCAAGCAGGACUUCCAGGAGAUGAUCAAGGUUGAACACGCUCUACUGGAGGGUUUUGACAUCCGGGAGAGCACCAGCUUCAUCGAGGAGCACAUUGACCGCCAGGUGUCCCCUAUUGAGAGCUUGCGCCUGAUGUGCCUGCUGUCCAUCACGGAGAACGGUCUCAUCCCCAAAGACUACCGUUCCCUCAAGACCCAGUACCUGCAGAGCUACGGGCCUGAACACUUGCUGACCUUCCAUAACCUCAAGCGCAUCGGAUUGCUGACUGAGCAGACAGCUGGGGAGACCCUGACAGCAGUGGAGAGCAGAGUCAGCAAGCUGGUGACGGACCGAGCGGCAGGAAAAAUCACAGAUGCAUUUAAUUCCUUGGCAAAGAAGAGCAACUUUCGAGCCAUAAGCAAGAAGCUGAGCUUGAUCCCGCGGGUGGACGGCGAGUACAACCUGAAGAUGCCUCGGGACAUGGCGUACGUUUUCAGCGGGGCCUACACUCCCCUGAGCUGCAAGAUCAUCGAGCAGGUGAGCCCCCCAGCGCCCUCCGAGCGGAGCACCGCCGCGCUGCUGCACGACACGGUGGAGGACACGGACACGACGCCGCCCGAGAUCGAGGAGCGCUUCGGGCCCGAGGUGCGGCGCGUGGUGGAGGAGCUGACGGACGACAAAACGCUGCCGAAGGCGGAGCGGAAGCGGCUGCAGGUGGAGCGGGCGGCGGGCAGCAGCCCGCGGGCCAAGCUGGCGAAGCGGCCCCGGGGUGCCUGGGGUGUCCGGGCCUGCAGCCCUCGGCUGGGAUCCUGCGGGCGGGUCGGAGCCCCGGGAGGAACGGGAACGGCCCCAGCGUGUGCGUCCUCCUAA
Messenger RNA from Meleagris gallopavo (turkey), 1822 nucleotides. The record is from RefSeq and is a predicted model, not a curated record. Lineage: Eukaryota; Metazoa; Chordata; Aves; Galliformes; Phasianidae.